This is a messenger RNA of Budorcas taxicolor (takin), 732 nucleotides long. RefSeq names its product membrane spanning 4-domains A2 (gene MS4A2). The transcript is spliced from 7 exons. NCBI's taxonomy places the organism in Eukaryota, Metazoa, Chordata, Mammalia, Artiodactyla, Bovidae. Bases 1 to 732 code for a protein of 243 amino acids. Gene Ontology annotation, biological process: cell surface receptor signaling pathway. The record is from RefSeq and is a predicted model, not a curated record. Gene Ontology annotation, cellular component: Fc-epsilon receptor I complex; external side of plasma membrane; plasma membrane.
AUGGAGGCAGAAGGCAGGAGCAGGACAGAGCUCGCUCUCCCCACUCCACGGGAGCCCGCCAGUGCAUCUGAAAUUGAACUUGCAGAAGUGUCUCUCCAGGAAAGUGUCUUAAUGGAAAAGCCUGCCCCAACCGCACCACGCCAAACGUGGCUGACUGUUUUGAAGAGAGAGCUGGAAUUCCUGGGGGUAACACAAAUUCUGAUUGGUUUGAUAUACCUUUAUUUCGGAAUAAUUGUGAGCUCCGAGAUCAAUGAUUCAGAGUUUACUGAAAACUUUUUUUCAUCAUUUAAAGCGGGCUACCCAUUCUGGGGAGCCCUAUUUUUUGUUAUUUCUGGAAUUUUGUCAAUCAUGUCUGAAAAGAAACCUUCAGUAUAUCUGAUCCGAGGAUGCCUGGGAGCAAAUGCGGUUAGCAGCGUAGCCGCGGGGACAGGCGUUGGCAUCCUCAUCAGUAACCUCAAGCAGAGCUCCACUUAUGUCUACCGCUGCAAGGAGGUCUAUGAGAAUGACUACUGCUCCCUGGCCUGCUUCUCCACUGAGGUUGUGGCGAUAAUCCUGCUUCUCACCAUCCUGGGCUUUGGCAGCGCUGUGUCACUCAUGGUUUAUGGAAUUGGUGAAAUAAUUGAAGGAAAUCAGAUUCCAGAAGAUCGUCUUUAUGAAGAAGUAAAUAUAUAUUCACCGAUUUACAGUGAGUUGGAAGAAAGAGAGGAGACAGCUUCUCCUGCUGAUUCGUAA